This is a messenger RNA of Schistocerca cancellata (South American locust), 1389 nucleotides long. RefSeq lists its product as uncharacterized. NCBI's taxonomy places the organism in Eukaryota, Metazoa, Arthropoda, Insecta, Orthoptera, Acrididae. The record is from RefSeq and is a predicted model, not a curated record. The transcript has 3 exons. Bases 1 to 1389 code for a protein of 462 amino acids.
AUGGCGGAGCGAGCCGCGGCAGGAGUGGACGGCGGAGGGAGCUGCGGCAGGAGUGGAUGGCGGAGCGGCCCGCGGCAGGAGUGGACGGCGGAGCGAGCCGCGGCAGGAGUGGACGGCGGAGCGAGCCGCCGCAGGAGUGGACGGCGGAGCGAGCCGCGGCAGGAGUGGACGGCGGAGGGAGCUGCGGCAGGAGUGGAUGGCGGAGCGAGCCGCGGAAGGAGUGGACGGCGGAGGGAGCUGCGGCAGGAGUGGACGGCGGAGCGGCCCGCGGCAGGAGUGGACGGCGGAGGGAGCUGUGGCAGGAGUGGACGGCGGAGCGGCCCGCAGCAGGAGUGGACGGCGGAGCGAGCCGCAGCAGGAGUGGACGGCGGAGGGAGCCGCGGCAGGAGUGGACGGCGGAGCGAGCCGCGGCAGGAGUGGACGGCGGAGGGAGCUGCGGCAGGAGUGGACGGCGGAGCGAGCCGCGGCAGGAGUGGACGGCGGAGGGAGCCGCGGCAGGAGUGGACGGCGGAGGGAGCUGCGGCAGGAGUGGACGGCGGAGCGGCCCACGGCAGGAGUGGACGGCGGAGCGAGCCGCAGCAGGAGUGGACGGCGGAGGGAGCUGCGGCAGGAGUGGACGGUGGAGCGGCCUGCGGCAGGAGUGGACGGCGGAGCGAGCCGCGGCAGGAGUGGACGGCGGAGGGAGCUGCGGCAGGAGUGGACGGCGGAGCGGCCCGCGGCAGGAGUGGACGGCGGAGCGAGCCGCAGCAGGAGAGGACGGCGGAGGGAGCCGCGGCAGGAGUGGAUGGCGGAGCGAGCCGCGGCAGGAGUGGACGGCGGAGGGAGCCGCGGCAGGAGUGGACGGCGGAGGGAGCUGCGGCAGGAGUGGACGGCGGAGGGAGCCGCGGCAGGAGUGGAUGGCGCAAGAAAGUUUCAGUUACAAUGAGAGGUUACACCUCUGGUCGUGCCUCGCGGUACCUGAGUAGAGUCGCCAGACGUGCAGAACGUGAGGUCCCACAGCGAAGGGUUGGUCCGCUGAGCGACGGUGCCUGGAGCAGGCAGAGCCCCUGGUCGGCCUGGGUGGAGGCGGCGUGGGGCAGCUGCCGGACUGCCGCGCUCUCCGUGCGGCAGCGAGGAGUGUGCGUGCCUGCCGAGAGGGAGUGGGUGGCCGGCGUGGGUGGGGGUGGCGGAGGCCGGCUCCAGCAGGUCGUCUGGAGCGGCGGCCCACUGCCGCGCUGCGAGCAGCUGCAGCCGCUCCAGCUAAGCAAGCCUUGGCAAGACGUGAAGCGCGGCGCUGCGGGACAGCCUCUCAGACUGCCACUGACGGCGAGCUCUCCAGACCCGCCCACCGUCCCUGGACAGCUCAGGGUGACGGCUGCUUCUGGCACGUGGCAUGCGGUGCUCCAGUAA